Molecule: messenger RNA, 1059 nt
Organism: Hordeum vulgare subsp. vulgare (domesticated barley)
Lineage: Eukaryota; Viridiplantae; Streptophyta; Magnoliopsida; Poales; Poaceae
Product: DNA-directed RNA polymerases II, IV and V subunit 9B
Exons: 4
Coding region: 297-641 (114 amino acids)
Biological process (GO): DNA-templated transcription; transcription initiation at RNA polymerase II promoter; transcription-coupled nucleotide-excision repair
Cellular component (GO): RNA polymerase II, core complex
Molecular function (GO): nucleic acid binding; DNA-directed RNA polymerase activity; zinc ion binding
Source: RefSeq, a predicted model, not a curated record
GGUGCGGUGUCCCCAUAGACAGGCGGCAUCGCAAAAGCAUGAGAAACAAAGCAGUGAGGCACUCUGUGUUUGACUCCACUCCAGCUCCAGCUCCAGCCCAGCCCCCAAAGAGUGAAAGGCGUCUUCAUCUUGACUUGCUUCCCCUCCGAGAGACCGACCUAGCUCCAUCCACUUUCCUGCAAAGGGUAGGGGAUAGGCCUCAGCUCCACGCCAAGAGUAGCAAAGAUCUCUGAUUUGAGAGAGAGAAGCAUCGAAUCAGCCGACAGGAGGUCUCGUUCGCCAACCCAGCAGCAGCCAUGAGUGCCAUGAAGUUUUGCCGUGAAUGCAACAACAUAUUGUAUCCCAAGGAGGACAGGGACCAGAAGGUGCUCCUCUUCGCCUGCAGGAACUGCGACCACCAGGAGGUUGCAGACAACAACUGUGUCUACCGGAACGUGGUGCACCACAGCGCUGGAGAGUUCACCCAGGUGCUCCAGGACGUCGCCGGCGACCCCACCCUUCCCCGCACCAAGGAAGUCCGCUGCGCCGUCUGUGGCCACGGCGAAGCUGUCUUCUUCCAGGCCACCGCGAGAGGCGAGGAGGGGAUGACGCUCUUCUUCGUCUGCUGCAACCCGAGCUGCGGCCAUCGAUGGAGAGAAUGAUGUGUCCAUCAGCCAACCGAUGAUGAAUUCCACCGAUGCAACAGUCUGCGUCUUCCCCAGAGAUAUUUUCCCCAAGUAGCAUGAAUUGACUGUAUGAUUCAGAUGCAUUGCGGCGUCAUAUCAUUUUCUAUCUCCAUGAGGAAAAAGCAACCGAGUCCACUGGGGUAAAAAUAUCCCUGUGGUCCAUUCCAUUAAUCAAAGGAUGGUAUGCGGACAUUUUUUUUUUCUUCUCUUGGUGGUUUGUUCCCUUCUGCACUUCUCUGUGGUAGCUUGAGCAGUAAAUUUCGAGAGCAAAACAUGUUCUCUUUUAAAUGAAAAAACGAAGAAUGGAACAUGUUCUGAAUAUUGUCAUUCAUGCCAGCAAACGAUGAGCUGAGGAACAUAAAUAUAUUUGAUUUACGUCGGCUGUUGGGUUUUA